AUGAAUGUCAAGGAGCUGCUUAACAUGGAUCCCAGUGAUGAACAGUGGACAAAGAUGUGGGAGAGCCUGUGGGAUUCCAACUGGAACUUGGAUGAGAAACCACCAGCUUUUAUUGUCGACCAACAGAUCAUGGACGAUAUUCAUUCAAACCUAGAACGUCCAGACUCCCAAGCUGCACCAAGUACCGCAGAGUAUUCUUCUUUCUGCCUUCCCCCCCCUGGUUCUGCCACUCUGGUCUCAGGAACCAAUGGCAUAGACCCCGAAGAUGAUUCUCAAGUUAGAAACGAGCUAAGCGCACUCGAUGGACUUAUCAGGAUGAGCCCAGAGCUGGGUGUAGCUGAUGACGAUGAGCAUGUUGAGCCCUACCUGUCUACCGACAGUGGCAGUGGCCCAGGCGAUACUCUCGGCCCUGAGAUGCCAGUAAACCCUCCAGAUAGCGAACCUGAGACAUGGCCAGAUGAGACAAUGGACCCCACAGACAAUGUCGAAACACAUGCUGAGCCUCUUACCGACUUGGUCCCUCCUAGUGGGUUUGGAGAUGUGGAUAGUCCCAGCUGUGACAAGGAUAUUGAGGAGAGGUUCUGGAAUGAGAACCCUCGUCCCCAAAGCCUUCCUCCAAUUAGAACAAUCUUCGAUGCCAUCCACUCACCCACCCAGUCUACCCAACAACAAAAGCCAACAAAAAUCUGGAAGGAAAUAAUGGAGUUGCAUUUACCUCAAGAGACUGAAAAAAUAGUGAACAACAGCAAGACCAGAGACAAAGCAAGAUAUUACAAACAUAUUGCGAUCUUCCCUGAUGCACUACCAACAGUCAAUUGCCAGUGGCUGAUACACAGAGCAAUAAUCGAUGCCUAUGUUGAGAUGCUGAAAGACCUUACAGAUGAAAAGCUGCAGGACAUACUCAAGACCACUCAUCCCCAUCAUACCUCUACAACAAAGCACCCAUAUCAAUUGCCACGGUCCACAUCCAAUUGGUCCACCAGAGUAAUCACUGUAGAUGGAACAGCGCCAAUGGAACAGGGUGAAACACCAAAUCCUUUCUAUUCCUCUGUUAACACCGAGCUGGCAGCCUACCUGGAGAACCCUAAAUCCUGA
Molecule: messenger RNA, 1095 nt
Organism: Cantharellus anzutake
Lineage: Eukaryota; Fungi; Basidiomycota; Agaricomycetes; Cantharellales; Hydnaceae
Exons: 8
Coding region: 1-1095 (364 amino acids)
Source: RefSeq, a predicted model, not a curated record